Messenger RNA from Symbiodinium necroappetens, 1566 nucleotides. Lineage: Eukaryota; Dinophyceae; Suessiales; Symbiodiniaceae. The record is from the annotation of a GenBank genome assembly.
AUGGACGCCCGCGCCACGGAGCUGUGGGCCCAUGCGCCGGCGAUCAUCGCAAAGCUGGAAGCUGCCAUCAAACAGAACUCGCCGGCCGCUCGGGAGGAGCUGCUAGCGGUGCUUGGUAUCGAUGGCGGCCUGCUGACGGUGGAGGACGCAAAGCCUGGCAUCGACGAUUUCGAGUAUGCCCUGCAGGCCGCGGUGCUAGAUCGUCUGGAGCCACAUGCAGAUCCAGCGCAAGCCAAGGAGAGGGAGGCUCAAGUGCCUCGAGCACUGGAGCUUGCUGCCGACGUCGUCGCAGCGCUCUUUGAGUACUCAGCAGCACCCGAGGUCUCCGCGGCGGAGACUGACAGGUGCAAGUCGUGGUGGAUGAUCUUCGUGCAGAUCGCAGAGGAGACCACAAAGCUCGUAUCCCUAGGGCAGCUGGAGAAGCUGGUGGAGGUCUUUGAGCGCAGCCUCCUGAAGCUGCGCAAGGCUUCGCUGGCUUUAGCUGCACAGCGGCUGAAGGAGUUCGAUGCGAAGCAAGAGGCAGACAUGAAGGCCGCCAAGGAAACCUCCGAGGAGAAAAAGUCCGAAGCCCGUGCAGCCAAAGAGGCGAAAGAGCGUGAAACCAAGCGAUUGGAUGAGCGAGUCUUGACUUUGAAUUGGCUGUGCGUUCUGUGCGUGGCAGUUGCAGAACAUGCUGAACCCUUGCUGGAUUGCGUGCCCGCCAAAGCUUGGGGCAAUCCUGAGGCUCUUCCAUAUUCUCUGGAUGUUAGCGAGGCCAGCUCGGUGCCGGAGGUGGUGCCGGCGCCGGCAGAGAAGGAGGCCUUUCUGAAGAUGAAUGAGCGUCAGCGGAUUCGCUACAGACGAGCAACUACGGAGCUUGAUGCUGCCACGUCUCUGUUACAACUGACUUGCGAUGCAGUCGUUGAGCUGGACGAGGACUUGUGCCUCAAGGAGCAUUCCAAGGAGUUGGCGGGGAUUUUGCUGAGAAAGCCCGAUUCCUCGCUGGCAGGCCGCAGCUUUAUGGAGUUUGUCGUCAGCGAUCCCGAAAAGGUCAGCGUGCGUCACAAGCUCUCGGAUUCAGCACGUGGCGCGGAGCGCGUCAACGAAUGUUGCGCAAAUGCGUUUCAUACCCGUUUGGUGGACAGUUGCUGCAGCAAGUUUCGCACAGAGGUGUUCCAUGUGAGCUUUCGACGGGAGGAUGGCGAGCAGUGUCAUCUAGUUGGAUUGCGAGAUUUCACAGACCAGGAGUCCUUGGCAACGGCUCAUGCAAACCGUGACGGGGACGCCAGAAAGCGACAUGGGCGCUUUGUCUCUGUGGAUGUACGCCCGCAGUCUUCGAGGAGCUCCGAUCCCAAUGAGGAGGUCUCAAGGAGUCAUACAAUUUCUAUGAUCUUUGACAUGGAGAGCCAAAUGGUGGAUGCGGCUUCGCCUCCGGCAUGUAGCCUCAUCGGCCUGAGUUUGCCGGAGCUGUUUCCAGAUUCGGGCCACGAGGUAUUUCAGACCGUUUGGUCCAGCGUGGCACCGUACCUUAUGUAUCGCAUGGGAGAGCUUUCGACUCUUUCUGGUUUCUGUGUUUGGUCUAACCGA